This is a messenger RNA of Orbicella faveolata, 1796 nucleotides long. RefSeq lists its product as uncharacterized. The record is from RefSeq and is a predicted model, not a curated record. NCBI's taxonomy places the organism in Eukaryota, Metazoa, Cnidaria, Anthozoa, Scleractinia, Merulinidae.
UGAAACGUAUCAUUGAUACUUUCAUAACCCACCUGCAAUUUGUCUUUUUUUCCCCUUCUGUCACUUCGCUUUCUAGAAUGAACCUCUCGCUUCGGAAAAAGGCACUAACUGAAAUGUUGUCAGAUCUUUCAAGUGACAAAAGUAACAACAAGGGAUAUUCAAAAUUUCACUUACUCAAAUGUUGGUCACCUGUAUGCCCACCAGUGUCAUCUCAUCAAUAGGUAACGAGAGAAUGUGACAAAGAUAAUUUUUUUUAAUUUGGACACUUACUCUAACAAGCGAGUUCAGAAAACAAAAGGAAAAGAAAAAUCCACUCCGGAAAGAUAUUAACAGAAUCUGCACAACCAUGGCAGGAGUGAUGACUACAAAAGCCUUUGUACUCUGUACCUUGAUAAGUCAGCUGUUCCUGGUUUUGGUUUUAGCUGGGAAAUCAAAACACUCCAGCGACCCUCUUCAAGAUUCGUGCAGUGUCCAAAACGGAAGAAAAGUCAGGGACUUGCAAAACGAUUGCAGUGCAGAUGGCAAGAAUUUCGAUUCUUGGGUUAGGCUUUAUACCACCAGUAAUGACUUAUACACCAAGUUCACGCCUUGCAGUGGGAGUAUUCUGAACGAGGAAAGGGUUAAAAUGGUGAUCAAGUUUUGUUACUGCUACAACUUUUGUGGAGCGGGCCAGACUCACAAUGGGUGUGAAGUAGAAGGACUUGAAGGAAGACUGGACCGGGGUGCCAACUUGUUCUCCUCGUACAAAGCAAUAUGCCGGAUUGAUUGUACACCCGAGGACAAGCUGGAGCGCAUUUCAACGCUUAAAAACGAGCUUGAGCAAGGCGAAGUAACUCAGGUGAUUUCACUGACAGAGGGCACCACUUCUAUUCAGACCAGCCAGACGGGAGGUACUUCUAGUACUACAAUUUCUGCCAAGAUUGGUUUAACUCUGAAAAAAGUCUUCUCCGCUGAACUUGGUGUUUCCCAUACGACCGAGUAUAACUGGGCUCAGAGCUCCAGCAGCUCGUUCUCUCGGCAAGUGAAACACGAAGCUCGGAUACCGGUGCAACCGGGUAAACAGGUCAGCGUCUGCCAGGUGAUAGGAAAAUGCAGUAACAGUGAUGGAACGGUUUACACCGUCAACACCAAGACUUUGGUUGUCCGUGACCAGCCAACCUGCGGCCCCUAGAUAUAAUCCAUGAAGGAACGAUAGCUAUUGGUGAAUUUUGACAUUUCCUUGUCAAAUGUGAAAGAGAAAUAACAGCAAUGCUUGCUGAAGUCAAGUGUGUCUUUUAAUCAUUCGUUUACCAAUAUUUAUAACCAAUUGAAAAGUUAAAGAGUUAUGCAGACCAAAGAGAGUGUUAUACCCCAAGCCGAACACUAAUUACGAUGGAUACCGUUCUCCGAGGUCCGUCUACAUUAUUGUUGACUACUUAUUAACCGAGAGUGAGGUAAUUACGGGAAAAUCUCAAACUGAAGUCUUGCUGUGAGGGGGGAGCAAGGGUAUUUUCGUGACGUCGUGAUCCGGUUUUUUGUGCUCUGUGAAUCGUGAUUUGAUAAAAAAGCUGUUCCGUGAAUCGUGAUUGAAGUGUAUUCCGUGAGGCGUGAAAUGCAAAAGUCCUUGGCUGUUAAUCGUGAAUACAUAAGAAAUAAAUCGUGAAUGUCUAAAGUUGAGUUCGUAGCUGAAUUUCAGUGCAUUGUGAGAUUUUUUCCGUGACCUCAGUGAAUUUAACGCUUGAGUCAAGCCGACUGAGAGUAGCGACAAACGAAACAUGUUGACAGGUUUAAAUAAACCCGUUGAUUUCCUGAUCACC